AGUUUAAAUUUCUCCGCAUUAAUUUUAUACCCCGAUGCCAUGGCUUGCAAUAAUGUUGCACACCUAUGAAUCAAACAUUCAUCAAUUCUUGUGAUUUCGGAACUCAAGGCUGCAUUAGAGAAGAAGUUUCUCGCGAUAUUUCCAUCGUUGGACGAUCCUCUACCUUCAUCUCUCGGUUUGUAGGCGUGUAAACACACACUUAUGGGAAGAACCUACAUCAAAGGAAACAUAAACAAAUUUUAGAUAUUUAUAUAUUAACAGUUUUGCAAAAAUAUACACAGCUACAAAAGACGAAGACAGACCAAGACAGCACAAUAGACAAAAGGACAACUUGAACGGCCUUAGUAUUUUUACGAUUAUACAGACAUCUUAGUUUUUCAUGAAAUACUUUCAUGAAAUACUUUACAAGGAUGUUAAUUAUUAACAUCUCGAUUUAAAGUUAACACCUUCAACUUCAAAAUGCAUUUUAAAUAAUCCAAUUCUGAUCACUCUAGCGAACGUUUGAUCUCUUUGAAGUUCGAUUUUAAUUUGACAAAAUCACUCUGCACGCAGCUGCGUUGCGAAAAUGAACACGUGUUCACGCUUUCAAUGCUGUUUUUAGAAAGUCCCGUUAGGUUUUCAGAAAAAUGCGGUAUGGUAUAAAGAAGAUUGGACAUUUAAAGACAAUUGGUUUACAUUUUGUUUCAAUCAUGUGUGGUUGAUUUUUUUGAUUUUUGGCCUCUGACGGAUCCACUGUGCAGAGCUACAAAACUAUAGCGACGCCUAAUGCCGGAAUUACAUGUGCAGAUAUUCUGCAUGCAGAUCUGCACUAUUUUUUCCAGCCAAAACACAUGUGCAGUAAAUUUUGACAAUCAGCUGAUUGCAAUAAAUAAUUGAAAUUCAAAUUGAAUUUUAAAAAUUUUAAAAUGGAAGUGGAAAGAAAAAAAAAGAUUGCAACAAUUGCUUUUACUUCUAGUUGCCAAAAAGAAAUUAAUUAAUAUUUUAAGCUUGUGCGCGAUAAGUGAUAAAAAAACACGGGUGUGGACGAUUCCUAUAUAUGCGGAAAAUGAGAGAGAGCUGCAUGGUUUUUUCAAUAAUUUAUUCAUCUAUACAAAAAACAAUGAUUCCUCUCAGUUCCAAAAGGCUACUCGGAUGCAAGUGGAUCAAUUUAAGCUUCUUCUAAGCUUAAUUAAAAGGCGUAUAGCAAAACAGUUUCAUAUACGUCGUCCAAUACCAGCAGAAUGUCGCCUGGCAAUAACAUUAGUAUAUUUGGCCCAUGGAGUUUGCCGCCAGAUGUUGGCUUGGGCUUUUCGAGUAGGAGUAUCAACAAUUGGCAAAAUUUUAUUGGAAACAUCCGCAGCCAUUUGGUAUGAACUUUCAGGAAUAUACUUGGCGCAACCAAAUGAACAUGAGUGGAGGGAAAUAGCCGAUUCAUUUUACAUCAAGACAGGAAUGCCUCAUGUUGUAGGAGCUGUUGACGGCAAACAUGUCCAAAUCAAGUGUCCGCGAAAAUCCGGAUCACUGUAUUUUAAUUAUAAGCAAUAUUUUAGUAUUGUGUUGUUAGCCGUUUGUGAUAGCAAAUAUACAUUCACCACAGUAGACAUUGGAGCUUACGGAAGCCAAAGUGAUGGCGGAGUGUUAAAAAUCAGUGGUUUUGGAAAUAGAAUAUUAAACGGAACAAUGAACCUACCAGAAGCAGAAAAUCUUCCACGUAGUGCGAUAAAAUUCCCAUUUUAUUAUGUGGGAGAUGCUGCUUUUCCGUUGACAAAACAUUUGAUGAGGCCAUAUCCGGGAAAGUGUUUGGAAGCAAACAAAGACCACUUCAAUAAAUGUUUAUCCAGAGCGCGGGUUACAAUUGAAAAUACAUUUGGCAUUUUAGUGGCUAGAUGGCGAGUUCUCACUAAUUCUUUGGAUAUAUUUCCCGAAAAUGCCAAUACCAUAGUUAGAGCUACAUUACUUUUACAUAAUUUUGUAAAGUUCCAUAACGCCGAAUUCUAUUGUCCCAACAACUUCGUUGACCACGUAAAGUGCCCUGGAGACGAUCAAAUAAUUGCGUCAAACAGUGCAUAUGUGUUAGUGAUGUUCAAUCGUGUGUUGCCCGCAAACGUUCAAAUUAACACGUCAAACAUCAGUUUAUUUUUGAUCUUGUAG
Messenger RNA from Bactrocera dorsalis (oriental fruit fly), 2130 nucleotides. RefSeq lists its product as uncharacterized. The transcript has 2 exons. Bases 1132 to 2130 code for a protein of 332 amino acids. Lineage: Eukaryota; Metazoa; Arthropoda; Insecta; Diptera; Tephritidae. The record is from RefSeq and is a predicted model, not a curated record.